Messenger RNA from Amyelois transitella, 8968 nucleotides. RefSeq lists its product as uncharacterized. NCBI's taxonomy places the organism in Eukaryota, Metazoa, Arthropoda, Insecta, Lepidoptera, Pyralidae. Gene Ontology annotation, molecular function: protein binding. The record is from RefSeq and is a predicted model, not a curated record. Bases 1 to 6558 code for a protein of 2185 amino acids. The transcript is spliced from 38 exons.
AUGGCGCGUGAAAUUUUAGUGAACCAACGAACGUACCUUGAUCAAAUUCUGGACGUUCUGGCGAAAGAUAAGUUCAAGGGUACCCUUGGCGUGGCCGGACAAGCCGUGUCGGUUUCAACUCAGGCUGACAUAGCACAUUUGGCCAAAGGCUACGAAUCGGAGGAUGAAAACGCGGGCAGAAAGCGGCAGAGGGCCAACGACGAGCGGCCAGCCAGCAAGACCACCAUGUACUCAAAGCAGGAGUUCCGGGAGCAGUACUGCAUCAACAACAAACAACUGGAUCUGCUGGAACUGGAGAAGUCCAAGAAGGACAGAUUCCUCGGAUGCCUCUCACAAUACCACAUUGAGAGUCCAUGCUCACGAACCAAUAGAGCAUCAUUUCUAUCCGUGUGUGUCCGUCGUCGGGUGCCCUCAGAUGAGAACCUUAACACCGACUAUGCUCCAAUUCAGCGGUAUCCAAGGUUUGGCCAACCCACCCCCGCUCCCCCCGAGGUGUCAGCAUACGAUGCCGAACUGGAAUGCUCGUACUUCCGCAGGAGACCACGCUCCGUGUGCAGCCAGCCUGACCCCAAGCGGUACACCUGGAUGCCAGAGGAUGAAGACUUCACCCGGAUGGAGUGGCCACAAUCGGUAAUAGAAGAUAACGCGGGUUGGCCCCAAACUUACAAUGUGGACCAAAUCGCGUCAGUAAGCCGAGGCGGCUCUCUGCCUAGACCACCUAUGAUGCCUUGUCCCGCUCACACACCGAUACCCCCACCACCCCCGCCGCCACCUCUCACUAUCCCGCCAAACAGAACAAAACACGUAUCAUUUGCCCGCUCUCACACACUCACCACUUUUGACGACUCUGUCAUGCCCGCUGCAGUUAGUGGAAAUCGGUUCCGAAGAGAUUGUGAAAGACUUAUCGACGGAAGAGCUGUUGUAAAGCCUGAGCCAAAGCCAUACCCAGCCGUGCCGGUGUUGUACCAGCAGUUCUCACCGUACCCACCGUACUUGCAAGCCGGGCCCACCACACCGACUCCAGUCCACUAUCCUGGGCAGUACGCGACUCUACCCCACACAUCACAAACCGUUCAAAGACCGACACAAACUGAACAGCCUAAAGUGGUUGUACUAGAUUCAAUAAAGAAAGGUGUAAUGAGAACACAAGCAACCCAGACUGAAGUAUGUUUAGGAAGAAAACCACUGCCACCUAACUAUUUAUCGCUAAGCCCGCGGACUAUCAGAAGGGUAAAAAUGGUAGCAGCUGGAGUUCAAACGAAUGGAUUAGUAGGUGUUAGAAGAUUAACCAAAUCAUUUUCAGAAGUUGGUGGCGAUAGGUUAGCUGGUCGAGACAAUCAGGAUGAUAUUACACCGAACAUUGAAAGUUUUAUAGGUGCAGACCAUGAUAAAUUGCAUAGAACACAAUCAGAGGAGCCACCAAGAUCACCGCGUUCACCAACUGCUAUGAUGCCACCUUCACCUACCAUGACAAGAAUGGACUCUGACGAAGUUUCCUCAUCAGUCAAAUCUGUUGCAUCAUCACAGUUUGACAAAUCUUCCGAAUUAAGUGCACUACAAAGACAAGCUCAAGAAUAUUUUCAACAAAACUUUCAAUUUAUACACGAAAGUGACAGGGACGAUACUAUAGAUGAUGACAUGGAAACUAUUGAAAAGAGUAUGGCACUGAAUCGUAGAAACUUAGAAUAUUUACAGCAAGAGAUAGCUAAGCAAGCAAAAGGAGAUAGGUCGUUAAGGUCAAUUUUAACUAAAAGUACUAGUGAUGCUUCUCAAAAAACAGUCAACUCACAUCCAUUUUCGAAAACGUCUACUUUUCAUUCAGAACCCUCAACUGAGACUUCUGCCACGACAACUGAUGAUAGUGAAAAAAAUGAAAGGGAAAUAAUUAUUGAUUUCGAACCAAGACCUGACGACGAGGCUAUUCCAUUUACUACUCUGAAUAGAAAGAGUAGAAAAUUACAAAAAACUUUGUCAGAAGGGGAAAUACUUUUAGACGUACGUAAGACUGAGUUAAAUAGUGAUGGUGCCAAAGAUGCUCCGCUAGUUAUGUCGACUAGUCAAGAAAAUAUGACCAGAGAAGAUCGGGAAAGAGAAGCAAUGUAUAGACAAUAUAUUGGCCAAAAUUAUACUCAAACACCUAUAAAAGAUGAAGGCAUAUAUGGAUUUGAACCAGAUGGAUCAUUCAGUUCUUCCGACGGCAAUGCACCAUAUGAAGAUUUUCAUGAAAAGUACAUUAGUUACAAGCAUGAACCGUUUAGAAACAGAAGCGUAAGUUUUGAGCAGCGAACAGAAAUUAUCAAUAAUAAGGAAUCUCCUGAGAACAGCACUGCGAGAUCAAGUCCUGGAUCACCGGAACCAGAAAGUAUGGUUGACAUGGGACAAAAAGUCAAAAGAGCUGUUAUUUCAAAUAAUGUUACAACGAUUCCUGCUCCAUUGGAAAAAACUUCACCUUGUGCUUCUAAUGAGUCACUAACAGUCGAUCACAGCAGGGACCAUUCUGAUGGUAUGUGGAAUGAAUCUCAAACAACAGUUUUACAAGUAGAUUCUGGAACAGAAAAUGGCACUGUGAUAAGUUCCUCAGAUCUCAGUUCUCUAGCAGCUUCACCUGGUGCAUUGGCAUUGCUCACGCCUACAUCUAGAAGAAAACAACUAUUAUUAUUGCAACACCAACAGCGAUCAUCUUUAGAUACCGAUGCUUUGGACGAAGAGUUCGAUGCAUCACAGAGUCAAUCGCCGACUUCACCACGAAAUAAGUUAGACACAUCUAGUUCAAGUUCAGCUCAAGCUCGAUCAUCUUUAUCUCCACCCGCAGUUGUGCCAAACAUAACUUUACCCAUAACUAAACAACCAACCAUUUCCAAAAGUAUAUCACCUCUUGGACCUCCAAAAAUUCCACAUACUCCAGCAAUUGCUAUUACUCAUCCAAGUUUAGAUUUAGCCGACUUACCAUUUAAGAGAACUCCCAGUUUUAUCAAUAAAAAGCGAGAACGAGCAUUGAGUCCCUCAAGAAGAAAGGAUUUGCAAAGGAAAGCACAACAAAAAGAACCAAAUGGCACUCUUCCCCAUCAAAUAAUUGAAUCACCCUGUGAAGCACCGCUUAGCAAAGCGGCUAGUAGUGAAACUAGUUUGGCUAGAACAGAUUCAGGAAAAAUAAAUACUACCGACGUAUCUGAAAGCACAACAACGACAGAAGACUACGUGACUGCCAAUUCAGAUAGUUCGAAAAAGAGUAAUUGUAAAAAUCAAAACCAAAAUCCUGAAAAUAAUAAAGCACAAGAAGGCUCAUCGUUCGAAAGCGCAUCAAGUCUUUAUUCAUCUACUCGCACUGAAAUGAUAGCAGAAGAUUUGAUAGUUCCCUGUUUUUCACCUCCAUUACAGAUCAGUGAUGAUUUCAUUGUUCCAGACCUAUCUUCUCCUCCACUACCUUUACCUGAUAGAUUACCUAGAGCAACUGUUGAGAAAAUUGAAGUCAAAGCAGAAGUUAAUCCGACCAUUGAACAUUUAAAGAGAGACAAGACUGAAUUUAUUAAACCUAGCGAGGAAAAUUCUAAAAUAACGAAGGUCACCCGAGACACAAUAAGCGGUAAAAGUAGUUCAAGUGGAAGUUAUAGUAUAGGUGGUUCAAACCCUAAUGUUACUGAAGAUGUUGAUAAAACCCCUACAGAAAAAACUAAGGAAACACCUGAAAAAAUAAUAGAAGUUAAAACAAAAGAAAACAAAGUUACGAGUCCAAUGAUUGGAAAAGAACGAAUUCCCAAAAUGACGGGUUCACUGUCAGAUGAUGAAAGAAGUGUUCACUAUUCUUCUUCUGGUUAUUAUGAAAGUCCUGUAGAGGAUGACGAUGACGGAGGUUUGAGUAAGUUUUACGUUUCAGCUUAUAAGCAUUCACAACGAUACAGAACAUCAAAUAGGCAGAAGACGUGGCUAGAUGAAAAAAGAAGGAAAAAGAAAGCAUUCACUUUAGAGUUUUCAAAAUCUUACGAUGAUUCUGUAUCAACUUCACAAGAUGACUGGAGCAAAAAAACAAAAGAUCCGGAUACUGUUAGUCAAAAAUCUGAACGUAGUACAUUAAAACCCUCAAAUGCUAAAUCACCUUCCGAUGAUAAGAUAAUUGAACCUAGAAAAAAGAAGACACAUUUUGUAGAGAAAACCAAAAGCGUUCAGUCAUCUCCAAGAGAAGCGAUUGAUAUUGAAAAAUCAAUAAAAGAGAAGAUUGCUAAAGAAAAGGAAGUUGAAUCAAAAAGACCUCAAGAAAGAGAAAGAUACGUUAAAAGAACAAAAUUGAAAGCAAAAAGCCCUACACAAACAAAAACAAUAGAUGGUAGUCACAGCUACAGGCCACAACAUUAUGACAGACGAGAGGCAUUGGGUUCCAAUAUGAAAUUGCAACUUAAUGUCCCUACUUCCGAUGAUUCUAGUGAACAAUACAGGAAAGAUGGUACUGGUAAUGGAAAUAUUUCUCCAAGGAAACAUAGACGUUUACGCGACAGUCCUAGACGAAAAACAGGAAAUAAUUCUAAUUUAAUUAAAUCACCAACUACAAAUAACAACCACUCGAGUUAUAGUUGUCGACCUCGAAGAAAGAGUGGAUCAAAUGAAAGCAUAUCAUUACCCGGGAGUUUACCGAGAAGAAAGCAAUCAACCCCGACUGUGCCAUGCCUUAGUUCUUUAGAGGCCGAGGACAUCGAAACAACAAGAACUCUUGCAUGUGCUGGCUCUCGGUUAACACCUUUGCGAUAUAUCAAAAGUCCAACGACGUCUCCUAGACACCACAGAAAGCAGGACAAAGAUGGAAAAUUUGGUAAAGCUGCUUCAGCGGAAUCCCUGAGAUCAGUUUCACCGGGGUCCGAUUCCGUAUUUUAUUCUGAACAAACGGAACACAGUUUUGCUGGAGCUGACGGUGAAGCGAAGGCCCAUUGCCUGCAUUGUGGCAAAGAAGUUCAUAUUGUAACAGCUCCUCAUGAACAUGACAGCAGAGCAUCGAAAACGUCCCAUACCGAUGAAUCGUACGCUGACGCUACUCCGGACAUAGUACCAGCUCCGGCGGGGUUUGCUGAUUCUCCAUCAUGUAUUAGCUCUAAAAAACAUGCAAGUGGAGCGCGUCUUUACAAGAAAUUAGACAAACGAUAUAGAUCUGAAGACAAAACCAGACACUAUAGAAGCAGACAAGACGUUCGAGCUAAAUCUGAAGAAAGGGGUAAAGAAGAUUACGCCUCUAAUGAGAAACCUCAAGAUACAAGAAUAGCUAGAUCAGCCGGAAACAGUUUAGAUAAAUUAGCUAGCUCUGGAAGUGCAGACCCUGAUGAACACGAAGAAUGUUCAGGAAGUUCUGAAGGAGCUGAAGGAUCUAAGGAAGAAAGAGGAGUAUACGCAGCUCCUUGGUGGUGUGGAAAUUGGAUUUUGUUAUCUGAAAAUGACGAUCACUGGACAAGAUUUCCUCCAGAUGUCCUGGAUACAAUAGAAAACGGAAAAGAUGAUCCAACAGAAUCUGAAACAGAAUUUAACAAGAGAUACGUCGCCCUCACUCAUAGGCUUGUACACAGAAGAGCUUGCAUUGAGCUGAAUAGAAGACAAGCGGAUAACUCUUUUGAGAGCGACAAAACAGUUGUAGUUAGGCGUGGAAAUGAAGAGUUUGGCUUCAGGAUCCACGGGAGCAAACCAGUCGUGGUGUCAGCGAUCGAACCCGACACACCAGCCGAAACCUCCGGCCUGGAGGUUGGGGAUAUAGUCAUAGCUGUUAAUGGAAUCAACGUUUUAGAUAAAACCCAUUCUGAAGUUGUGAAAAUUGCGCACUCUGGCUCGGAGAUACUGGAAUUAGAUGUAGCUCGGACCUGUGAGGUAGUAGCCUCAUUGGCCCACGAAGGUGGUCCAGCGGCUUUGUACUCCGGAUACCUGUGGCGGGCCACUCCAGCCCGGCCGCACCACCCACCUCGCUGGACAAGACGGUGGUUCGUUCUGAAGAAAGAUAACUGCUUGUAUUACUACAAGACUGAUUCCAGUAUCCACCCCGUUGGAGCGCUAAUGCUAGUGAAUUAUCAAUUGACUGAAGAGGACGGAGGCAGGCCGCACGGGUUUCGACUACAGCGCGGCGGCGGCACGAGACUGCAACUCGCCGCUGAUAAUGCCGAGGCGUCCGCUAGAUGGCGUGCUGUGUUAGCACAUGCUAUUGACGCUAGCAAUCAGAGAGAUGGCUGGUUAGAAGUAACAAUGAGGAAUAUGAAACUACCACCUUCUUCGAUUCCCCGCCCCGAUUGCUUCGGCUAUCUGAUGAAACUUGGGUCCAAAUGGAAGUCGUGGGCGAAGAGAUACUGCGUGCUGAAAGACGCCUGCUUGUACUUCUACAACGAUGGAAAUAGCAAAUGUGCCUUUGGUAUGGCAUGUCUCCACGGCUACAGAAUACAGACGUGCGCUCCGGGCGGUAAAAAGUACGCGUUCGAGGUGAUGCCCACAGAAACCAAACAAAGACACUUCUACUUCCAUACGGAGUCGGAGAUGGAUAGAAAACGAUGGAUGGCUGCUCUGGAAUAUUCCAUAGACAGGUGGAUGAAAGCCGGUUGACUACGACAUUACACAUCAGAAGAUUCAUUCGAUUACGUAUAAUUAUAGUUAUUAAAUUAAAUUAUUUAUUUCACCUUUCGUACCUUAUUGCCAUUACCUAAAAGUUUUAAUUAAAAUCCCAAGCAAAUAAAGAUGCUAAAGUAUAUUUAUUAUUUAUAUCCUUGUGUUUCACGUGUUUCUAGUAUAUGGUAUAUUGAUUUAUAAAAAAAUAAUUUAUAUUUCUUUAAUUUAUCAAUGUUAUUUAUUUAUUGGGUUAUUCUGAUAGGAACGAAAAUCAGUGAGAUUAUUUGAUUUCUUGCAAAAUGAAAGGCAAAAUUUUAAUACAUAUCUUUGAGAAGACAAAAUAGUGUGUCUAACCAUACGUAGAAUGCGUACAAAUAAAUACUCAUAAAGUUUCAAAAAUUUAGUUUUUAUUAGUCUCAACAUUUACAAACUUUUAUUCCAAACCUGAGCCACGCAUUCUUGAUACAACUCCAGAAUUGUAUAAUGUUCCUAUACCUAUUCAAAAAUAUUAGAACAACGUUUUAGUAAUGAUAUAUCUGUAGAAUAAAUGAUAAUAUUCAAAGAAAAAUAAAUAUCAUGGUAUCAACAUAUGGAUUACAACGACAUUAUUAAAUUAAGCCAUAUAUACAACUAGCUUUAUCAAUAGUAAUAGUAACAUAGUUCUUAAAUACACGAAUUACGAGUUAUAACGAAAUCAGGAAUCCUAAAUUCAGUGACUAAUAGAGGCAGAAAAUGAUUUCAAUCAUAUAAAAUGAUACACAUUAUACUAUAAUACAGUAUAUAAAAAGGACGCUAUGAAUGUUGUAAUGCAUAAUCAUAAAAAAAUUAACAAUUUCUGUCCAAUUAAUAUUUUAGUUACUUGUUUUACGCUAUGGUUUUUUCAAAAUGUUUAAGAACUGUUCCUUAAAUAUCAUAUAAAAAUUAUUACAAAUAACAGUGAAAUUUUUCAUUUAUAAAAUCAGCCCAUUAAUAUUGGCAAGUUACAAAAACCCUUCUGUUUUGUCAGUGCUUUUGAAUCUUAUAACUACAAUUAUUUGUUAUUUAUCUAAAUGACACCUUCUAGGUGUUAAGAUACCUACGAUUUGUUAUUAUGAUAACGCAGUUAAGAUGAUAACAGAAAUAUUAACAUACUCACCUUAUGUCAAUAGGUAGGUAUAAAAUAUUAUAAACUUUGCGAGAACAAAAUUCUUCUGAUGAAAAAAAAUUGAAAAAUUCUAAAAAUAGAGAAGUAUAUAAAAGUCCUGAGGUCGUAUAAUAUAAAGAUGAACCUAUGUCACUCUUAUAAUAUUUUCUAGCGACUUAUUUGUGGAGGCAAAUGAACAGUGCCAAAAUCACGUCUUUCAUUGAUGGAACCAAUGUUAUAAAAUGAAUAGAUUAAAAAUAAAUUUAGUCGAGUUGCAAGAUAGCUAACUAGUACGAGUACUUAGCUAUAAAAUAGAUAAAGACAAAUGCUUGUCAACAUCUAAAAAAUAUCAUAGAAAAGUUUAUAAAAGAUAUAUGAUGACGAGAAUGUCUAUUUAGAAAGGUUAUAAUUCCUAUUACAAUAUAUAAUGUAGGAUUAUAUUAGAUGUGAAUUGUAGAAUAUAAUAGAAAAUAGCGAUAUCGUGCCAAUACCUAGUAAAUAGGGGAAUAGUGGUUUCGAUUUAACAUAAAGCACAGUUCAAUAAUAAUAUAUUAUGUCAUAAAAAUAUAACCAUUGUUUCACGUGAUUAUUAUAUCAGUGUUGUGAAUUUUAUAAUGUGUUUAAUAAUUAUUAGCUAUUUAUAAUUAGCUUUCUUAUUUCGAAUAAGCAUUUUUUUCGAUACAUUUGUAAAUAUAAAAUGUUGCAAAUUUAUUAUAAAAUAGAUUGUAAUAUUGAGAAUAAAUAUUUAUCACCUAACAUUCGUAUUUCCCCUUAGCAUGUGGUCCAUACUAGGUGACUUAAAAUUGUGCAUUAAAUUAAUAAAUUAAUAGUGGAGUAAAAUUCCACGGAAUGUUUUGUAAAUAAAUAAUCAGGUAACGCUCAAAUAUAAUUAAUAAAUACAUAAAAAGACUUGAAGGUAAAGAAAUUCGGUAUAAAGCUUAUAGUAGGUAGCCUUGUAUAUUAGUGAGUGUUAAUAAUAGAUAUUUAAAUUAUUAAUACUUUUCGUUGAAUUAUUGCAAAUUUAUAAAAUGCACGUUAUGAGAAUACAGUUUAUUUACAUUUCAUAUAUUUAUGAACAAUAAAUGAUAAAUAGUGUUAAUGUGUUCAAUUAAAUAGUAUACAGAACAGCGAGAGUUCAGCAGGUUAAAUAAAUAUUUGUUUUUAUAUUAUUAAUCUGCACCUACGUUGUUCAUAUAAUUGUGCCAAAGAUUGCCAAUAAAAUGAUUGAAAUGCCAAAGUUAGACCUUAAGUGUAUAAUUUGUCGUUAAUUUAAUAUGCACCUUA